AUGUACGAUCCCUCAAAUCCAUACGAGUCUGAUACUCAGCAUACCAAUGUGAGAGAACUCGAGGUUAUUCAAACCGAAGAACUCAUAUCAGAUCCGAUUGACGAGGAAGAGAAGGAAUUUCGUCUUCCACGCGGACACGUUCCAACCGGAUAUGUGGAUGCUUCGAGCAUAAAGCAAGCGAGCAUGGAUGUGCAUCUACCAGAAAGUAACAUUGGUUAUCAAUUGUUACUAAAAAUGGGUUGGAAGGUUGGAGCAGGGCUUGGUGUUUCGCAGCAAGGCAGAAAGGACCCAAUCCGCAUUGAAAUCAAAGCAGACAGUUUGGGAGUCGGUAAACAAGAGGAGGAAGAUUAUUAUCACAUUACCUCUACUUCCAGGCGCAAGGCGUUGGAUAGCGAAAAGUUUGCUGAAGAAACUGAGGAAGAGCGCAAGAGACGAGAGGAUAAGGUUCAAAAGCAAGAGACGCUCAAAAAAGAACUGAAUACAAUAAAAGCAGCCUUCUAUUGCGCAUUAUGUGAUAAGCAAUACAACAGGAUAUCUGAGUACGAAGUGCAUCUGAGUUCUUAUGAUCACAAUCACCGUAAGCGUUUCAAGGAGAUGAAAGAAAUCAACCCACGAAUGCAGAAAGCGGCAUUGGAGAAAGCGGGAAUUCAAACAAGUAGUGGUGAAUCUGAAAAGUCUUCUGUAGAAAUGAAGAGCGCGCAGAAUGAUGAAAUAUCAAGAAAUAAGGGUGGGUGGACUACGACAGAAACAAGCGUUAAAUCUGGUAUUACCAAGGGCGGAUGGACUACGGCUACAGCCUUUGAGUCUGAUAGCAAGCAAGGAUGGACGGCUGUAAAUGCUACAGAUUCCGAUAUAAAGGGCGGGUGGACGACUGCCAACUCCAAUUCAGUCGCAUCUGGCCCACCCGCCAAGGAACGACUUGAGAACCAAUCCAACGCACCAUCCACUCAACCGGUUUCAGAUUCGGGUUCCAGAUUGACUUUUGGAAUUAACAGAGCGUCAACGACCAAUUCGUCUGCAGAGCAAAGCGAGAGACCCACUUUAAAAUUUGGCUUACAAAGACGAAGAUAG
Paraglomus occultum is the source of this 1071-nucleotide messenger RNA. Lineage: Eukaryota; Fungi; Glomeromycota; Glomeromycetes; Paraglomerales; Paraglomeraceae. The record is from the annotation of a GenBank genome assembly.